This is a messenger RNA of Acanthoscelides obtectus, 313 nucleotides long. Lineage: Eukaryota; Metazoa; Arthropoda; Insecta; Coleoptera; Chrysomelidae. The record is from the annotation of a GenBank genome assembly.
AUAAGAAAUAUAAUAGAUUCAGAGCGAAUUAAGCAAGUAUCAGAAAAUCGGCAAUGAUUGACUCCUAUAAUAGAAUCUAUAAUUUUUUUAGGACGCCAAAAUGUACAUGAUCCAUAAAUCACAAAUGCCAAUCGUAUUGCGGUAUUGUUAUCAAAAACAUAUUUACGAGGACUUCAUGGGAUUUGUUAGAAGCUACCCAAAUUUUGAUGAGGAUACAAUGGAGCCCAAACUCACAGAUAGAUGGCAGCAGAGCAACUCUCAAAAAAGACAGAAGCAGCACAUUGAAGCGCACAUAUUGAGAGGCACCGUCUAG